This is a messenger RNA of Anopheles coustani, 696 nucleotides long. Its product is annotated as large ribosomal subunit protein eL34-like. The transcript is spliced from 3 exons. Gene Ontology annotation, molecular function: structural constituent of ribosome. The coding region runs from base 79 to 567 and encodes 162 amino acids. The record is from RefSeq and is a predicted model, not a curated record. Gene Ontology annotation, cellular component: ribosome. Gene Ontology annotation, biological process: translation. NCBI's taxonomy places the organism in Eukaryota, Metazoa, Arthropoda, Insecta, Diptera, Culicidae.
AACGUCAACAGCCACCCUCUUUCUUUCCAUCACUAUUCCGGCGACCUAGUGGUCAGAUUUCGUGAAGGUUGAUUCAAAAUGGUCCAGCGACUGACGCUUCGACGACGCUUGUCGUACAACACCAAGUCUAACAAACGCCGUGUUGUCCGCACUCCCGGUGGCCGCCUAGUGUACCUGUAUGUCAAGAAACAGCGUACUCUGCCAAAAUGCGGUCAGUGCAAGUCGAAGCUGAGCGGUAUCAAGCCAUCCCGGCCGAGCGAGCGUCCCCGCAUGAGCCGUCGUCUGAAGACCGUCACCCGUUCGUUCGGAGGCGUCCUAUGUCACCGUUGCCUCCGUGAGCGCAUCAUCCGUGCAUUCCUUAUCGACGAGCAGAAGGUCGUCAAGGUCCUGCGCGCUCAACAGCAAAAGCCAGGCAAGGCAGCCAAGCCGGCUAAGGCAGCCAAGGCAGCCAAGGCAGCCAAGGCCGCCAAGGUAGCUAAGGUAGCCAAGGUAGCCAAGGUCGCGAAAGCUGAGAAGCCCAAGACUACGAAGCCCGUGACUAAAAAAAUUGCUACCAAGUCGAAGUAGGUUGAAUCCGAUUCGGUUGAUGCGCAGACAGGAGAGUAACGAUGUCGCCUUCCUGUGGUGUGUGAAUAAACGUUAAGCGCCUGCUCUACAAGGACCUACAAAUACACAAAAAAGUUGGUACGAAACGGA